This is a messenger RNA of Folsomia candida, 950 nucleotides long. RefSeq lists its product as uncharacterized. The coding region runs from base 60 to 851 and encodes 263 amino acids. The transcript is spliced from 5 exons. Lineage: Eukaryota; Metazoa; Arthropoda; Collembola; Entomobryomorpha; Isotomidae. The record is from RefSeq and is a predicted model, not a curated record.
UCUGGAUAAGUGAAUCAUUCCAAUUUUCUCACCAAGAUUGUCAAGCUGUGCGUCGCAAGAUGGCAAAAUUAAUAAUUUUCGCGACAUUGUUAAUUAUUCUGUACAAUUGCAACUUGGGAGGAGCGGAAAACUCUGCGAACAACGAUCCGAACCCAGGAUUUAACUUCGACCUUUCCUCUGCUGGACAUUUGCUAAUCUCAGCCAUCAGGUACGCCUUCCUGCCAGAAAUUUCCAGUGUCGGUACUAAUAACGUCCUCCCACAAAUUCGACCUCCCACCACCACCACACACCAAACACUUCGUUACAAUGGUACAACCCAUCUUCGAAACAUAAUGAACGACAAUUUCUAUGGGGGGUUUGGAAUUCAAAGCAAAAAAAGCAGGAAAUGUGCCGACAUUUAUCAAGGGAGUAGCAGCGACGGUAUCAAAUUGGAAAUCUGGGAAUGCAACGAUGGGGAUAAUCAAAAAUUCUCUCUUGGUUUUACCGGCCUCACCAACGUUGUUGGACCUAUUUUACCAGGUGCUCUAUGUUUUGGUGGCCCUUGCCAAAAAUCACCUAGACCUUUGUUUCAAAUUGUUGGAAAGCUAUCGAAGAAAUGCUUAGACGUGGCCAAUUUGGGAACGGGCGAUAAUACCGACGUUAUUCAAUACGACUGCCAGACGCCACCAAGGGAAAAUCAACUCUGGUACAUGCAAUGGUGGAAGGACGACAUGGGUCUCGGAUAUUUUUCCUUGGUGUCGAAAAACAGUGAAAAAUGCCUCACGGUUUUUGAAGGGAAAGAUGUCGACGGAGAAAUCCUCAACAUUUAUACCUGCGGCCAAUCGGACAAUCAACUUUGGAGCUUUUAUUAAUUUCAAUUCAUUAAUUUCAGUUUAAAUAAUCCACAUGUUUUAUAAAAUAUUUAUUUACCAAAUUAAAACCUACGGUGCAGAGUGUGCAGACUUUAUUUA